AUUGCCUAAAAUAUCAUGCUAAAUCUUAUGAGAUUUUAGUUUUUUUCCAUUUAUGUUUUAAAAUUAUUAGUAUAUUUUCUAAAUAACAUAAGAUGACUGUAAUGCAGUUAACGUUAGCUAUUAUAAAGCCUCAUAUUAUCAAAAAUCCGUUUUCUCUCGACGGUAUAAGAAAUCAUAUUAUUUCUUCAAAGUUUAAAAUUAUUAAAUCCAAGAGAAAAUAUAUUACAUUAAAAGAAGCAGAACAUUUUUAUGAAGAGCAUAAACAUAAGUUCUUUUACAACAGACUGGUGACAUUUAUGACGAGUGGAGAAUCAGAUUUAUAUAUUCUUGCGAAAGAGAAUGCCAUUAAGGACUGGCGAGCUUUAAUGGGACCUACUAAGGUUUAUAAAGCUCAGUUUGAGGCAUCUAAUUCUAUACGUGGUAAAUAUGGUCUGACUGAUACGAGAAAUGCUACCCAUGGUUCAGACUCUCCCGAGACCGCUAAAAGAGAAAUAGAACUUUUUUUUCCAGAGUUUGAUUAUGAAAAAUGGUUUCGAGAUGAACAGUUUCAGUUUCUUAAGAAUGAUAUUAAAUUUGAUAAAGAAAAUUUUGUACACACCAUAGGCAAUAAUUAGAUAACUACUGAAAUAUAUAUCUUGUUAAAAUAAAUUUAUUACUCAC
This is a messenger RNA of Sitophilus oryzae (rice weevil), 660 nucleotides long. Its product is annotated as nucleoside diphosphate kinase 6-like. Gene Ontology annotation, molecular function: nucleoside diphosphate kinase activity. Gene Ontology annotation, biological process: GTP biosynthetic process; CTP biosynthetic process; UTP biosynthetic process. NCBI's taxonomy places the organism in Eukaryota, Metazoa, Arthropoda, Insecta, Coleoptera, Curculionidae. The transcript has 3 exons. The record is from RefSeq and is a predicted model, not a curated record. The coding region runs from base 93 to 614 and encodes 173 amino acids.